Molecule: messenger RNA, 2068 nt
Organism: Pyrus x bretschneideri (Chinese white pear)
Lineage: Eukaryota; Viridiplantae; Streptophyta; Magnoliopsida; Rosales; Rosaceae
Product: transcription factor bHLH57
Exons: 4
Coding region: 539-1843 (434 amino acids)
Biological process (GO): guard cell differentiation
Molecular function (GO): DNA-binding transcription factor activity; protein dimerization activity
Source: RefSeq, a predicted model, not a curated record
UUCUGCUCAGUCUCACCAACUCUCUCAGUUUCAUGUAUAUCUAAGCAUCACCAACAUAUCUUCUCAAUCAGUUUGAGAGUAUUUCCACCCCUCAUUUCUUACCUCACUCCCUUUGUUACUUUUCGCCCUCCAUUUUCUUCACCAAACCUCUUUAACCUCUCUCUCUCUAGGACAAGGAGGACUGGAAGGAGGAGGCCCAUUUAUUCAAACAUUUGUGCCAAAGUACUCUCUCUACCUGUUCUUUCUGGUGUCCUCACCAAGUUAGUUCUUCAAGGCUAAAGCAGCUCAGCAUUUAAUAUUGUUCUAUUUUAAGAGCAUAUUUUCACUCCCAUCAGAAAACAAAGGAAUAUAAUUUAUGGUGUUGUUGGAUUCAUGGGGUCUCAUAUUUCUUCCACUUCUCAUUGGGGCUUCUCACAUUUAUUGCAAUUGUUCUGUUAGCAUCAAUGGAAUGUCGGUAAUAUAUUUCUAGAGAGAGAAAGAAAGAAAAUUUAAGGCACAGCCAACAAACUGCUGCUGCUCUCUCUCCCUGCAGCCUGUAAUGGAGAGGCUUCUUCAAGGACCCAUUAAUCCCUGUCAGUUCUUUGGUGAGCAUUUGGAUUUUCCGUUCGAGCAAAGUUUGAAUUUCACCACAGAAAGCUUGAGAUUUGAGGAGGAAGAAGAAUCCCACAACCACCACCUCUCAUUGCCAAGCUUGGAUGACAGAAUGCCAUUUCUCCAGAUGCUACAAAGUGUUGAUUCCUCCACCACCACCACCACACCUUAUUUUCCUUUGAAAGAGCCAAGCUUUCAAGCACUUUUGAAACUCCAACACUUCAAAAAACCAUGGGAGUCGGACAAAAAUUACAUGCCUGAAAUGGAAAUCCCAAUUCAGAAAGCUCUGGAGCUUGAGAGCUGUGUGACCCAUGAAAUGGUUGAGCUGCAACAUUCACCUGUUAAAUCAGAAGGGAAAGACUCUCAUCUCCACCAUUCUAUUUCUGAGUGCAACCAAGGGGAAGAAAAACCCAGCUCAGUUGCUGGGUCUCCACCACCACCUACCUGGAUUCAGGUACAAAAUGGUGCUGAGAAAACCCAGCAACCCAAAUUUACUCCGGCCACCAGGGAGAGGAGAAAGCGGAAGAGAACAAGGCCAACCAAGAACAAGGAAGAAGUGGAGAGCCAGCGGAUGACCCACAUUGCGGUGGAGCGCAACCGCCGCCGCCAGAUGAAUGACCAUCUCAAUGUCCUCAGGUCCCUCAUGCCCACCUCCUACAUUCAAAGGGGUGACCAAGCAUCAAUUGUUGGGGGUGCAAUAGAUUUUGUGAAGGAAUUGGAGCAGCUACUUCAUUCCCUUGAAGCCCAAAAGAGAAUGAGAAAAGCAGCUGAUCAAAUUCAAGGGAUGAGCAAUAAUGGUGACAACAACAGCUCUUUCAGCUCCUCAUCAGCAUCCUCCUCUUCUCCCUGCAGCAUGGCAAUGCCAUCCAAUGGAAUGUUCAUGACUCUCUCCCAAUGCAGAAUUGGGUUUCAUGAUCAAGAAAGCACCACCGCCACCGCCGCCCCCGCCACCUUCGACGAUGAAGGCACUGCUCAGAACAAGUCUGAGGCUGCAGACAUAGAUGUCACUGUGAUCCAAUCCCAUGUCAACUUAAAAGUGAAGUGCCAAAGGAGAGCUGGACAGCUGAUGAAAGCCAUUGUUGCACUGGAAGAUCGUCGGCUAACUGUUUUGCACCUCAACAUUACAUCAUCACAAGACACUGUUCUUUACUCUUUCAAUCUCGAGAUAGAAGAAGGUUGUAAUUUAGGAUCAGCAGAUGAAAUUGCAAAAGCAGUACAUCAAAUAUUCAGCUUCAUCAAUGGCAGCAGUUGAUUUGUUCAGUGAGUCAGAGGAUGCUCCAGAAAGCAGCUAACUUUCAUUUCAGUUCUUAGACAGAGUAGGGAGAAAUGUAAGGUCUUUCACUCUUUUGAGAUAUUUGGAAGAUGGGGGAGCAGAAAAAAUGGCACCUAUGCUUUUUACAUUGCUUCCACCUCCUAGCAUGUAAAUUUGUGACUUGUGUGUGACAAGGCAGAUUAUGUUUACUGAUUGUUUCUUAAA